UCAUGAAACGUGGCGAGAAGGGGAAGCUCUCCUUCCAAGAACACAAAAUCCCAAAGCGUCCGGGAAUUGAGGAGCUGUCUUUCGCCGAUCGGAAACCCGCUUCUUCUCCCCGCCUUGCCCGUUCGAGGAGGCAUACAGCCAGCCAGUUGGUGUUUUCUGCAGACGACAUCUCCAUUUCGAGGCCUUUCUGUCGUGCAGUAGCUGCCGGGAGGCAACGCAGCGUACCUGUUGCUUGGAUGGUUGCGUGGUCGAGAGACAUCCAUGGCUUUCGCGCCUGGCGAAGAGAGCCGGCCGUCAUUUCGCUGGAAGGAGACGAGGCCAUCGACAGCACGGACCGUCACGUGGGUCAGCAGAAGUUGAUCAAUCUGGCGGCGGUGGAAAAGACGAGCGAGCUCUUCUCUGCAUCUCGCUUCGCUCUCUGAACGUUCGCGACCCACCGCCUAAGUAGGCCAC
Molecule: messenger RNA, 453 nt
Organism: Nymphaea colorata (pocket water lily)
Lineage: Eukaryota; Viridiplantae; Streptophyta; Magnoliopsida; Nymphaeales; Nymphaeaceae
Exons: 2
Coding region: 3-422 (139 amino acids)
Source: RefSeq, a predicted model, not a curated record